GGCUGGGGGAGCCCGCGCGUCACGUGCUCGGGCCCCGGCUCGGGUUCUCGCAUGUUAAUGAUGCGGGAGUUCCAAUCAGAACACGCCGGGGGGGUGGGCCGGGGGAGGCUCCUCUCGGGCAGGAACCACCCUCCUCCGCAGCGGAGGGUGGUCCGCUGUCACCUGACCGCCAGCCGCGCGCGGGCCUCUCGGCCCCCCUCCCACCCUCGCCUCCACCCCCCCGCGAGUCCGGGGGGCGAUGGUACUGCCUGCGCGGUUACAAAGUCCCCCGCCCGCGCGGGGCCGGCUCUGUGCAGCUCGCGCCCUGGCCGCGGCCGGGCUGCUGCUGGGGAUGCUGCUGCGGGGAUGCAGGAUGAGGAUGCUGAGGAUGCUGAGGAUGCUGAGGUCGCUCCCGCCUCCUUAGCGCCCCCCUCCUCUGCUUUCCCCUCCUCCCCGGCCAGCCUCUCCAUUCUCCUGGUGCCUCCUGCGCGCGCGCCAGCCAGCGGGGAAAGGCUCCUGUGCCGCCGCCGCCCGGGCUGCCCCGCGCCGCCGCCGCCGCCGCCGCCGGGAGGCUCUGCCCUCGCGCCUCGCCGCGCCGCCCGAGCUGCAGAUGUGGCCUUAGGCAUGGCGAUGGUAGCAGCGGAUUUACCCAAACUCCGUGCACUAAGUUGCAAGACGCGGAGCCGCGGUCACCGGGGAGCCGGACCAGAGGCCCUCCUCGCGCAGCUUCUCGAGGCCCGUCCAGAGCUUGCGGCCGCCGAGGGCAGCAGCGGAACAAACAGGAGACAAUGGAAGUUGGAGAAAGGAAGACGAGAUAAGCUGGGCUUUGCUGGUUUACCAUCUCUCCUGCUAAGGAGAACAAGAAAAGCGAAUUUGUGAACAUCUUUUGCUUUGGCACCGGAGACACGUCCCCUGUGCAGGGAGUAUGGCCCCGGAAAAACAGAUUAUCAGGUAUUAACAGAAGGGGGGGGCACAGCCUUCCCUUUGGAUGAUGCUGCUGCCAUCAGCUGCCAGCUCUGGGCCAAGGUUGGUGGCGGGCACAGUGCCCGCUUGACCCCUCUCGAGUCUCUGCUGUUCCCAUUCCUACAUCUUCCCGUUCUCCCCUAGGCGUGAAAAUUCCCUCAUCCCCCACAGCCAGGGACCGGCAUUAUACACUUUUUAGCCAUUUCCCAGUUGACAGAAACAGAUUUGUUUCCAGCUUUUUGUCAGCACAAAUAAUGUGCCAUGAAUUGUUUUCAUUCUUUUCUCUCCAUCAGGAAAUUUUUCUCAUGCCCCUUAUUAUUUAUUAUUUACUUUUAUUAUUUACUUUUAUUAUCAUUAUCUGCACUUUUGUCUGUAUCUUGUUCACUAGGAUCAUUUGAAUGUUGUCUUCCCCACCAGAUUGGGAGCUCCCUAAGGGCAGGGACCAUCUCACACCUUCCUUCCUAUCUCCAGGGUUUGUCACAGGGCCUAAGACAUAGUAGGUGCUGAAUAUAAUAUAGUAAUAUGAUAAGAUGCUCCUUGGAUUACUGGCAGAAACCUCCUUGGGACAAAUGGCUGCAGGGGAAUCACAGGCUCGGAGAGUACAGACGGCUGAGCUGUUUGUGCCAGGAAACUCCAGCUCCUUCUCCGGAAGAGCAGGACCGGCCACAGCAGAGGGUUAGGGGGCCCUUUGUCCCACGGCAUCUCCACCCAUGACUCUUCCUGCCUUUUAGGACCCUGGAUAGCUUGAUGGAGGUUGUUUUCGUUUGCAUUUUCUAUGAUGGUUAGAGAUUUUUAAUGCCAUUAUCAAUGUCGACAUUCUGCUUUCGUGAACUGAGUGUUCUUGCUUUUUGAGCCCUACUUUAAGGGGCUGCUUUAGCUCCCACACCCCGCGGAGGUUGAGGAUACGGCUAAAACCUGUUGGUGACGACCAGGUGCUGAGUGCUAAUGGGGCAGCUCCUGGCGGCCCGGAGAAGAUGUGGUUGGAGGCCCAGGAGGUGGGGUCCUACUGAAUCAGCUCUCCAGGCUCCAGCUAUUCCACCUGUAAGAAUAAGGGCCCUAGACCCAGAUGGGCUCAGAGUUCCAACCUGGGAUCCAAAGACAGAGUCCUAGACUGCCGUGCUCAUUACUUACCUAAGUGCUACUCUCCUGUGAAUGUGUCUACUGCUAUUGGAACAUGGAUUUCUUGGGGACAGGGAUUGCAGAUAGAUGGAUGGAUAGGUAGAUACAUAUAUCCAUGGAUGGAAGUUUGGAUGGAUAGAUGUUUAGAUAGAUGGAUGGAUGCGGCACAUAGAUGGAUGGAUAGGUACACAGACAGACAGAUAGUGAAUGGAUGGAUAGAUAAAUACAUACAUAUAUACAUACAUAGAUGAGUGCAUGGAAGUUUGCAUGGAUGGAUGGAUGGAUAAAUGGAUAGAAAGGUAGGUACAUACAUACAUACAUACAUACGUGGAUGGAUGGAAGUUUGUCUGGAUGGAUUGAUGAUGGAUGGAUAUUUAGAUAAACGGAUGAAUUGACCAUCAUCUAUGGUAGGUAGACAAACAAAUAGAUCUGUUGAUGGAUGAAUAGAUGGAUGGACGAUGAGGAGAUAGAUAAAUAUAUGCAUACAUACAUAGAUGGAUGGAUGAAAGUUUGAAUGGAUGGAUAGACAGACAGGCAAGUAGAUAGAUAUGAUAAGGUCUUCAAUGUUGGGUGUGAUUAGCAGAGAAAUUGAGAAAAACUAGAUAUUGCUCAUAAUUAGCACAGGGCCUAAGAUGUUCAUUGUUGCUUGUAUCCAACUCUUUGUGACCAUGGAUUGUUUUGGUUUUUUAACAAAGACGUUGAGGGUUUGCCACGUCCUUCUCCAGUGUAUUAAGGCAAAGAAAGAUUAGUCCAGGGUCACACUAGUAAGUGUGCAAGGCUGUAUUCAAACCACAGCUCCCCGCCUCCAGGCUCGGCACUCUAUCCACUUAGCCUCCCGGCUGCCUCAGGAGGCUCAUAGUUAGCAUGCUUUUGCCUUCACUCACCUGUACCACCCACUCCCUCCCUCAUUUUACAGAAGACUGAGACAUGGAGAGGAGUGGUUUUCCCCAAGUCUUGCAUAUACUUGACAUCAGAAGAGAGACCUGACCCCAGUCCCAUGAUUGGAAAAGCAACACUCUUCCCACCCGACCCUACAACUCAUAAGAGAAUAUGUCAGGUUGGUUCACCGUGGCCCAGAAGCCUCAAAGAAAUGCAGAAAUAGAUAAAAACAGAAAGAAUAAAUACCUAUCACUGUGCUUUUUGCUAUUGGGGGUUAACAUUUUGGGGUUCCCUGGGCUGGCUACCAGCAGGUUUGGGUGGGUGCCGAUUCCACAAAAGACUAAGUGGUAUUUCUCGGGCUGGCUCAUUGUUUUUGUUUUGCUCUAGGUUUUUUGUCUGCUUCUCUGGUGCUGUGGGGUGUUUGGGGAGAGAGGGGGUUUGAGACUGGCUCUCCAUCUCUCACCCAGAUUAGACGUACAAUAGGCCGACCCCACUGCUGACGGCCACGGGAGCUCCUUCCCACCUGCUUGACCCCUCCUCAGGCACCAUGGGAUCCUGUUCCCAGGGACUCACCACACUGGCACCAGAGCCUUGCAGUGGCUCCCACCCGCCCACCUCCUUCCGGCAGCGGGCACCCCAGGUACGGACCAUGGCCAGAACAGGUACGUGCUCCCUGAGGGACUUUGUCCUUUCUCUGAGACAUGUUAAUGCUCGUUUUGUUUGCUCAUUGGCUUUUGUUCAGUGCUUGUUAUCCCAGGUCUUUUCCAAAUGUGAAGGGUCAGAUGGAGGACUUUGGAGACUCUCCCCCCACUGCUCUUCAGAGUCUAUGCCCACCCCAUGACUUUGGGCCAGUCACUUCCCAGGCCCCGCGGCCUGAGCAUCCUGAGUCUGUAGGCCGAGUCUGCCAGCAGCUCUGAGGGCAUCAGCAGCUCCCACAGGCCCAGAGCAGAGGGCAAGCUAGAGAAACGCUGCCAGCCAGAGACAGAAGCUUCUCAGGGAGCCUCGGGGGUGAGAUUCAGACCCAGGCUCUCCCCACUGUCCCUCCCCCUGUACCAGCCUUCUGAAGGCAGCAGGACUUUAGUUAUUAGAAAAGAGUUGGGUGUACGUGCUUAAUUAUGCUCCAAGCCAACCUAACCAGAUUUUAUUAUGUGUUUACUCCGUGACAGUGUUAGGGCAGCUGGGUGAUCUAUCAGUGGGUGGAGCUCCGGGCCUGGAGUCAGGAAAUCCCGAGUUCGGAUCCAGCCUCAGACACUUCCUAGCUGGGUGACCCUGUUUGCCUC
This is a messenger RNA of Sarcophilus harrisii (Tasmanian devil), 4220 nucleotides long. Its product is annotated as formin-like protein 16. Bases 52 to 858 code for a protein of 268 amino acids. The record is from RefSeq and is a predicted model, not a curated record. The transcript has 5 exons. NCBI's taxonomy places the organism in Eukaryota, Metazoa, Chordata, Mammalia, Dasyuromorphia, Dasyuridae.